AUGUCCAGCCUGGUGCGAAUCGGCAAUGCGUCGUUGGUGCGUAACCUGGUAAACCACUCGCUACGCAGCGCUCGGUUGAUUUCCUCAUCGCAGAAUAAUCGUGACGCUGCCACCCUCGACAUCCCGAAGAAGGCGGCAGCUCCAAGCAGUGCGGCUGCAUCCUCAUCAGUCGGUUCCGGCCGUAACUGGGUGAGCUAUGGUUUCGACUCCAACGAUGAAGCGCACGACCGCAGUGUCACGAAUGCAUCGUUCUUCUUCACUGUCACACUGUGCCUGGUGUUGGGCAGUGCCUACUGGGCCUACGUGCCGGAUCCACAGCUGCAGGACUGGUCGCAGCGUGAAGCAUACCUAGAGCUGCGUCGCCGAGAAGCGGCUGGACUGGAACCGAUCAGCAAGGACUUUAUCGAUCCCGCCCAGAUUGUGCUGCCAUCGGACGAAGAGCUUGGCAACACCGAAAUCAUCAUCUAA
Messenger RNA from Anopheles marshallii, 468 nucleotides. It is a transcript of the gene NP15.6, whose product is annotated as NADH dehydrogenase [ubiquinone] 1 beta subcomplex subunit 11, mitochondrial. The transcript has a single exon. NCBI's taxonomy places the organism in Eukaryota, Metazoa, Arthropoda, Insecta, Diptera, Culicidae. The coding region runs from base 1 to 468 and encodes 155 amino acids. The record is from RefSeq and is a predicted model, not a curated record.